AUGUCUUCUCAGUUCGCCGCCUGCAAAGCCCUCAAGGAGCUGCAGCACCAAAAAGAAAGAAACUGUAAUUUGAGAGAAUUAAUCAAAGACGAUGAGCGUAACCAGCGCAUGUACAGAGAGUUCGGAGGCGCCUGCAUGGACUUCAGCCGCCAGCUGCUGGACAAGAAUGGCCUCGAUGCCCUAAUGAAGCUGGCGGAGGAGCGACAGGUGGAGGCGAAGGUGAAGGCGAUGUUUCAGGGAGAUAAAAUAAACUCCACAGAACAACGCAGAGUUCUUCAUGUUGCUUUAAGAGCUCCAAAAGAAAAUAAAAUUCUUCUCGAAGGAAAUAAUAUAAUUGAAGAAGUCCACAGUGUCCUCCGCAGAAUCAAGGAUUUCUCCAACAAAAUCCGCUCCGGGGAGCUGCGGGGUGCCACCGGGGCGGUUUUGAAGAACCUGAUUUGCGUGGGGAUUGGGGGAAGUUAUUUGGGGACUGAAUUUGUGGUGGAGAGUUUGAGGGUUUUGAAAAAAGAAGAAUCAAAAGGAAGACAAAUAAGGUUUCUGGCGAACGUGGACCCCACAGACGUGGCCCGCAGCGUGGAGGGACUGUCUCCAGAGGAGACUCUUGUUUUGAUCAUCAGCAAAACUUUCACAACUGCGGAGACAAUUCUGAAUGCCCGGUCUCUGAAGCACUGGCUGCUACAGGGCAUUGGCCGCGAGGACCAAAUUGGCCUGCAUCUUUGCGCCGUCAGCACCAACCUGGAGCUCACAGCCAAGUUUGGCAUUCAAGACGACAGAGUCUUCGGCUUCUGGGACUGGGUUGGCGGGCGUUUCUCGGUGACUUCAGCUGUAGGGGUUUUGCCUCUGGCCAUUCAUUAUGGCUAUGACGUUGUUGAGGAGUUCCUGAAGGGCUGCCAUGCAAUGGACCAGCACUUCUUGACGGCCCCAGUGUCCGAAAACCUCCCAAUGCUGAUGGGCCUUUGCUCAGUCUUCAACUCUUCAGUUUUGGGACUCAACUGCGUCGCAGUGCUGCCUUACUCCCAGGCGAUGCACAGAUUUGCUGCCCACAUUCAGCAGCUCACGAUGGAGAGCAACGGCAAAGGCGUGGACCUUGAGGGCAACAAAUUGGAAUAUGAGGCGGGAGAGAUUUACUUCGGAGAACCAGGGACCAAUGGUCAACACAGGUCUGCUGCUGCUGUUGCUGCUGCUGCUGCUGCUGCUUCUGCUGCUGUUCAGUCCUCUGCUGCUGCUGCUGCUGUUCAGUCCACUGCUGCUUCUGUUGCUGUUCAGUCUGCUGCUGCUGUUGCUGCUGCUGUUGAGUCCGCUGCUGCUGCUGCUGCUGGUCGGGCCGCUGCUGCUGCUGCUAAGGUUGCUCUUGCUCAGGUUGCUGCUGCAUCUGCUGCUCAGGCUGCGGGUGCUGCUCUUCCGGCUGCUGCUGCUGCUUAG
Molecule: messenger RNA, 1422 nt
Organism: Eimeria tenella
Lineage: Eukaryota; Apicomplexa; Conoidasida; Eucoccidiorida; Eimeriidae
Product: Glucose-6-phosphate isomerase, related
Exons: 10
Coding region: 1-1422 (473 amino acids)
Biological process (GO): glycolytic process; gluconeogenesis; glucose 6-phosphate metabolic process
Cellular component (GO): cytosol
Molecular function (GO): carbohydrate derivative binding; monosaccharide binding; glucose-6-phosphate isomerase activity
Source: RefSeq, a predicted model, not a curated record